Messenger RNA from Nymphalis io (European peacock), 1972 nucleotides. Its product is annotated as vanin-like protein 1. The coding region runs from base 154 to 1788 and encodes 544 amino acids. The transcript has 10 exons. The record is from RefSeq and is a predicted model, not a curated record. Lineage: Eukaryota; Metazoa; Arthropoda; Insecta; Lepidoptera; Nymphalidae.
AUAACAGUGUUGUAUCAACUUGCUGUGAACGGAGACGUGUUUCGAGCCGUAAAUAUACGCAAUAUGAAUACAGAUUCAACAUUUAUCAGUUUUAAAUGUUUUAUUAUAGACGAAUGAUUACAUUUGUUUUGUGACGCUUAUCAAUACUUUAAGAUGUAUUGGAGUCUGUUAUUUGCGUUUCUCUGUGUGUCGUCUUCAGAUCAGCGUUCAACUCCUGAAGAUACCAGCUACACUGCAGCUGUUGUCGAAUAUAUGGUGCAAUCUGACUCAGCCGUCAAUUUACAAAAUUAUAUUGAACUAAUUCAAGAUGCCGGUUCGCAGGAUGCAGAUAUCGUGGUGUUUCCUGAAAUGACGCUUACAAGAAGAGAAAGUGUGGUCAUACCGAUUAAUGGUUCAAUAAAAGAGUACCCUAUCCCAGCCUUACAACCAGAUAUGUAUGACGAGAUCCUGGUAUCCAUAUCAUCAGCAGCUAGACAAAACCAGAUCUAUGUAGUUAUCAACGUACAAGAGGUUCUUAAUUGCACUGAUGACGCAACCGUUGAGUAUUGUCCGGAACGGAAGGUGUAUUUGUUCAAUACUAACGUGGUUUUCGAUAGGAAUGGAACUGUUAUUGACAGAUAUCGUAAGAUUAACCUAUUCGGUGAGUUUACACGGACGCCAGCAUUGACGCCUGAUUUAGGGAUAUUCGAGACGGACUUUGGUGUAACUUUCGGUCACUACAUAUGUUUCGAUCUCAUGUUCCAAGUCCCAGCUGUUCAAGUGGUUGAGAAGAAAAACAUCACGGAUGUCGUAUUUACGACGAUGUGGUUCUCAGAAAUGCCUUAUUUAACUGCUGUCGAGAUUCAACAGGCGUACGCACAUUCUAUGAAUGUCAAUUUUCUUGCAUCUGGAGCUAACAAUGUAGCCGUUGGUAGUGCAGGGUCAGGUAUCUAUUCUGGUGAAGCUGGUGCUCUAAUAAGUAUUAUGCCAGGAGUACCGACCACAAAGUUGCUCGUUUCUAAAGUGCCUAAAGUUCCUGGUCAGGUAGAAGGCACAUAUCCAGGUCCAAUCUACGAUGAUCCAUCAGACCAUGAUAACUUGCGUCUAAUAACUGAUCCAUCAUUGCCCUCUCACGUGACCAGAUUGUUGAGGAAUGAGUCUGAAGAGUUUACACUUAUCGAUAAAGAUGUAUUGUGUCACUUCCAAGUUAAAUUGCGCAAAAGGGAGGGAUCAACGAAUUAUAGAUAUAGAGCCGCAGCAUUCAGUGGUGUGCGUAGCUUCAGCGGUGUAGCUACUGGAGGAAGUAGAUUGUGCGCCGUAUUCGCUUGCACAGGAGACACUAUCGACACUUGUGGGAAAAGAUUCGAAAAAUUCGAAUCGAAUACGACAGGCGUUUUUGAAAAUCUCCGCAUUACUGCAACUAUACCAGCACCUACAGUCAACGAGGAACUUAAUGCAAACGAAGCCGCUUACUUCCCAAUAUCAUUGAAUACAGCCAUCAUGCCUCUGGAGACAAACGAUUAUACGUUUGAAAAAACAACACUUUUUAACUUACUGACUAUAAUUACAAUGGAUUUGAAGAAUUUCAACGCUGACUUAUAUACCUUUGCUGUUUGGGGCAGACAAUAUACAACCGAUGGUCAAACAGCUUCUCCACCAGUUGAACAAAACGAUGACGAUGAUAAUAACAGUAGUACUACUACCACUGUACAACCAUCUACAGCUGACGAUGCCCCUGGCUCAUCAGUGACACACAAAAUUAGUUUAACAUUAUUAGCAACGGUUAUUAUGAUAUUUAUAAGGCAAUAAUUUAAAAUGAUGCUAUCAUUAAAUGAAAAUAUUCGUGUUAUUUUAUCGUUGGCUGUUCUUAGAAGUAAUUUUUAUUUAUUAAGCCGCACAAGUAUUUGAGAAGUGAAAUUAUUGUCUAGUUGUGUAAUUGUUUUUAAGUAUUGUUGUUACCUAUUGUUAAUGAAUAAAUUAUUUUGUUAAUUUA